This is a messenger RNA of Pseudocercospora fijiensis CIRAD86, 800 nucleotides long. RefSeq lists its product as uncharacterized. Gene Ontology annotation, biological process: proton motive force-driven mitochondrial ATP synthesis. Bases 48 to 737 code for a protein of 229 amino acids. Lineage: Eukaryota; Fungi; Ascomycota; Dothideomycetes; Mycosphaerellales; Mycosphaerellaceae. Gene Ontology annotation, molecular function: proton-transporting ATP synthase activity, rotational mechanism. Gene Ontology annotation, cellular component: membrane. The record is from RefSeq and is a predicted model, not a curated record. The transcript has 3 exons.
CCGAACCACCCUUCCGCACCCAUUCGCGCCUCUAUACCACCGAAAUCAUGCUGGCCGGUCGCAUUGCAGCUCGGUCCGCCCGAGUGGCAGCUCCAAGAUUUCAGAUCGCUGCCACGCGCUCGUUCGCAGAGACCGCGGCAAAGCCUGCAGCAGCGGACUCCAAGCCUCCUGUCGAGCUCUUCGGCGUGGACGGUACCUAUGCCAGCGCUCUUUACACGGCCGCCGCCAAGUCCAAUGCCAUUGACGCCGUCUCCAAGGCCAUGGAGAGCCUUUCGCAGACGUUCAAGAAGGACGCCAAACUGCAGCAGGUCUUGACCUCGCCGACCCUCACCGUUUCCGACAAGAAGCAGAUUGUCGCCGAGAUUCAAAAGACCAUCAGCGUGCAAGACAAGACCAACACCGUCCAGAACUUCCUCGAGACUCUUGCCGAGAACAACCGAUUGGGUGUGUUGGAUGGUGUUACUGAGAAAUUUGCGCAAUUGAUGAGUGCUGCGCGUGGAGAGGUGGAGAUGACUAUCACCAGUGCUGCGCCAUUGGACAGCAAGAUCGUGAAGCAGCUGGAGAAUGCUGUGAGCAAGAGCCAGUAUGUUGGUCAGGGCAAGAAAUUGAAGGUUGUGUCUAAGGUCCAGCCAGACAUCCGAGGUGGUCUCGUUGUCGAGAUCGGCGACCGAACCAUUGACCUUUCAGUUUCGUCAAAGAUGGCCAGGAUGAACAAGCUCCUCCAAGAAACUCUGUAGAUAUGUCGCGAUAGACGAGUGAGCACCUGUAGAAUUCGACAACCAGAAACAGUUCCUUGUGUC